GGGCGCGGCGCUCCCGGCGUGCCGCGCGCGGGCGGAAGCGGAAGUGAGUGCGCUGGAAUCAUGGUGCCGCCGGGGCGGGGAAGGAGCCGCCGCCGCUGCCGGGGGCUCGAUGAGCUGUCGCGGCCCAGCCUGAGGAUAUCGCAGUGAGCGGCGGGGGAGCCAUGGGGGAGAACAGCCCCGAGGGCACCGCGCUGUGCUGCGAGGCGGAGGAGGAGGAAUUGAGCCGGGAGGACGGCGGGAUGAGGUUCGCCGAUAAAAACGGGCUGGUCUCCUCCUCGUCCGGGACGGUGUACGACAGGACGACUGUGCUCAUAGAGCAGGACCACGGCGUGUUGGAGGACGAUGAGGAUGAAGGACAGUGUAGCGAUCACUUGCCUUUUUUACCCGAGGGUCAUGAAGAAGGAUUUCAUUUGAUAGCAGAUCAUGAAGGAAUGUCCCAGGGUUACGUGCAACAUAUAAUUUCUCCGGAUCAGAUUCACCUGACAAUAAAUCCUGGUUCGACUCCUAUGCCAAGAAAUAUCGAAGGAGCAACGCUCACUUUGCAGUCUGAAUGCCCAGAAACCAAGCUUAAAGAAGUUAAGAGAUACCAGUGCACCUUCGAGGGCUGUCCGCGCACCUAUAGCACCGCCGGAAACCUGCGCACUCACCAAAAGACGCAUCGUGGGGAAUACACCUUUGUCUGCAAUCAAGAAGGCUGUGGCAAAGCCUUUCUUACCUCCUACAGCCUCAAAAUCCACGUUCGAGUGCACACUAAGGAAAAGCCGUUUGAAUGUGAUGUGCAGGGCUGUGAAAAGGCAUUCAAUACACUGUACAGGUUGAAAGCACAUCAGAGGCUUCACACAGGGAAAACAUUUAACUGUGAAUCAGAAGGCUGCAGUAAAUACUUCACAACGCACAGUGACCUGAGGAAGCACAUUCGAACACACACAGGAGAAAAGCCAUUUCGGUGUGAGCAUGACGGCUGUGGAAAGGCUUUUGCUGCAAGCCACCACCUCAAAACACAUGUUAGGACACAUACUGGGGAGAAACCUUUCUUCUGUCCCAGUAAUGGCUGUGAGAAGACUUUUAGUACACAGUAUAGUCUCAAGAGUCACAUGAAAGGUCAUGAGAAAGGACAUUCCUAUAAUGCACUUCCCAAUAACAAUGUGUCUGAGGAUACAAGCCACUCGCUCUGUCUGAGUGACUUAAGCCUCAUAUCAACAGAUUCAGAACUGCGGGAGAACUCUAAUCUAACACAUGGACAAGACCUGAGCACAAUCUCACCAGCAAGCAUCUUUGAGUCUAUGUUUCAGAGCCCAGAUCAUACCACAAAUCAGGAAGACUCUAAGCAGACAGCUGCCUUGAUUGAAGCUUUUAAUGGUCAUGCAGACUCAGUCACUGCUGUUCCGCCUUCUGCAGGAGAUUCAGCAUCGUUGUCUCUUCCACUUGUACUGCAGCUUGGCAUCUCUGAGCCUUCGCAUUCAGCACUACAAGCCUCAGCAGCACCUGCUGCUCCCUCCAUAGGAACCAGCUCACAGCAAGCUGCAUUUGGAAAUCCUGCAACUGUUUUACAAUCCCCAGAAGUGCCUGUUCCUCACAGCACACAGUUUCCAGCCAGUCACCAAGACUUUCUGCAGCACACUCAGACACCACCGCAGCCCGUUGUACAAGGACUUUCAGUGGUUGCUGGGGCACCUGCCCCGACAGCACCAAGUGCCACUGAACCCUUGCCGGCUGUAGUUCAGACUGUGCCUGUUGGUGCGAACUCUGUUCUGACCAGUAAUCCAACGAUAACAAUUACUCCUUCUCAAAGCGCCGCUAUUCUGCAGUCCAGCAUUGUCAUGGGAGAGCAAAACUUGCAAUGGAUAUUAAAUGGUGCCACUGGUUCUCCACAAAGCCAAGAACAAAUGCCACAAGUUCCGAAAGUAGUAGAAAAAGUUUUUUUUACCACUGCAUUACCAGUAGCUGGCAACACAGGAAGCCCUGUUCAGCAGAUCGGUCUCAGCGUUCCUGUCAUCAUCAUAAAGCAGGAGGAGGCCUGCCAGUGUCAGUGUGCCUGCCGAGACUCUGCCAAGGACAAAGCCACCAGUAAGAAGGAAUGUCCCUCACCUGAACCGAAAGCUUUGGAGCAGCCAGCUCCCCAGCUGCAGCCUCAGACCUUUCCUUCCUCUUCCCCUUCUCCUUCGUGUGGGCAGAGCAGUCAGAUAGUUACCCCGUCAGACUCACAGACUGAAACAUUAAGUGCCAUGGAUGUAUCGGACUACCUGUCCCUCCAAAGCCCUGAAACCCCAUCCAAUAUAAUUCCAAUUGAAGCACUACUGCAGGGUGAGGAAGAAAUUGGUUUGAAUAGCAGCUUCUCUAAAUGAAGAUGUUCCAGAUUUUCUUUUGCACCUGGAGGGUAAAACCCUUCUCCUUAGAAGCAGAAACUGAAGGAUCGAUUCUUUUUCCUUCCUCUCUGGAAGUUUUGUGGCUUAUUUCUGCUUCACAGAUGUCAUCUUAGUCACAUCCCAGGUACAUCCAUCUUUGAGAAUCUAUCUAAAAAAAGAAAAGUCAAAAAAAAAAAAAAAAGCUAAGUUAUAUAUGAACUGUUUUGGCUGCACUGUCUGUCACUUUUGCUUGUCAUAUGUGAACACGGAAGUUAAGGUUACUCGUGUGCAAAAAGAUUUUAAAAAGAAAAAGGGGGGUUAGUUUGUCUCCAAUUGCACAUCACUUAUGUUUGGAAUUUAAGGUACUGGCAGCGAGUGGGUCUUUGUUACAACUCCUUGGGUCUAUAAUUUUCUUUUGUCUCUUAUGUCUGAUACUAACCAUGCACUAUAAGGGGAGCCCGGGAAAGGAAAUUGCUGUAGCAGAAAAUGGUUUCAUUGUAGUAGAAGGUGAUUUAUCUGCAAUUUUUUUGGAAUGUGAUUGUCACAUCACUGUGUUGGGAGGUGAUGCCUGGAUUUGCAUUGUACUAACGCUAUUACUAAAGCCUACAGAAAUUGUUGGGGAGCUUAUUUCAGCAGAGCACGGGGUGCUUGUGCUCCUGAUAGAUCUGUUCCUUUAAGUUCGUUAGGACUUGAGAUGUGUUGGCAGAUACACUGCUUCACAACACGGAAACACAGCUGGAGCCCCUGCUCGCUCAGACUCACGAGUCUGUUUUCUUUGCCUCUCUUUGAAGGAUGCAGUGAGUUCCAGACGUAGUCAGAUCGGUGUCUGCUGCUCUUUUGAUUUACUUGGCUCUGUUCAGAAACGAGUCAUCCUCUUAAACAAGCCCUCCGACUGUUUAAUCAGGAGCAUGGUGCCUUUGCUGGUUACUAUCAUCUUUUGUCAAGAACAAACCUAGGAAAAAUUCCGGAACGAUUUGACAUAAAUUCAGUUUGAAUUCAGUGAGGUUUAUCCUUCAGUUGUCCAGAGAUGCUUCCUCCUUUCUGUUAAGCUAUAUGAUUUCUGCCUGAAUCUGCCUCCAACCUACUGCAGUGCCAGCUUUUGUGCACGGGGCUAUUUCUUGACUAAAAGAUGUUACACGACAUAGUAGUUUUUCAUAUCAAACUGAAAGUCUAUAUUCUAACCUACUCAGGGUAAAUAAAACACAAACCCCCCUUCCACCAAAAAGCCUGUAAUGUUGCAAUAAAUGCAGUCUCAUUCUAAAUGGUUUAUUUAUGCUGCAUUAUUUUAAAAGAUGUAAUUUUAUAGUGUUUUAUCCAUCUUUAUGGCUUUGCCUGUCAGUCUUUUUGUGUUAAAGGAAAGAAUAUUAAAUAGUCUUUAUUCAGUUUACAGUGUUGUUAUUAGUGAGAUACAAAGAUAACGACUGUAAGCCAAUUAACGGGGAGCGUCUCUGUGCACUAAAUUUAGGAAUGCAGACUCCUAGUGGUUAGAGAUCUUUCACUGCUCUUUGCUUGUAUUUGAUCAAAGCUGCUCGCUGCACCUGCUGGGGACAGAAUCGCACGAAUGCAGCCAGACCUCCCCAGGAUCCCUGAGGAUUUGGAGGUUUUUAACCCCUUGGUGACAUGCUCUGUGUAGCCUUACCACCGUCACUGUCACGGUUUUAGCUGGAACAGUGGCUUAAGCUCUCUCUCUUUCGAUUCCCUUGCAAAUGCACUGCCACAGCACAGAUGGAAGUGGGCUGAAGGGGGCUGGCUCCUCACCUCUCCGACAUCUCCUUUCCACUUGUUACGCGCCGAAGGGUGAAACUAGGGUUGUGCCACUAGGGUGAAUGUGAGGGAGGAGAGGCUGUGCUGCGUGUCGUGUCACUCGACUCGGGCAGAGCGCGUGGUGUUUCGCUAAUUGCAGUGACGAGCUUCGGGGCAUCAGCUGAGCUGGAAGCACGCUGCUUGUGUUUCCUCUCUGAGCGUCGGCUCAGCUGCGGUGCUGUGCAGCCCAUCACAGAGGGGAUGUGGGUCUUGCAGCAAUAAGGUCUGCGUCCUUGAAAUGCGGAUUGACAAAGCAUUUGAUGUUUUGUUCUAGUCAUGCUAACCCUCGAGGACAGCGUGGUGGUGGCCCUCUGGUUUUUGGUUUUUUUUUCCUCUCUUUUUUUUUUCCCCCCUACAGUAUCAUCUUGUGAUGCAGUUUGGUUGCAUGGCAGCAAGAAACUGCUUUGAACACAGAAAAAAAACCAGCCUCAAGUCUGCGUGGCUGGGACUGUCUGCCCACGGAUGAGUGUCCUGCAGUUCCCUCGUGUAGAGCUUGGCCUUGAAGGAGCGUGAGAGGCGCCUGGAGUGCGUGGGGCUUCACCAGGGGACACAGGCCACCGAGUGGCCUCCUGCCUUCCCUCGGCGUUGCGGUGUUUGAGGGUGCGUGGACGUGCGUGUGUGCGCGUGUGAGAGAGUCUGCUAACGCAGGAGCACAUAGGUUCCCCUGGAGUCGUGGGGUGUUCUCUGAGGGGGACAAGGGUACCAGAUGUGCCCCGAAAUGUGACAGCUGGGGGGUUUGGCAACCUCUCCUGAGCCUUUCCAGCCUUCAGGGAAGCAUUUUUCCUCGCUAGUCUUGCUACUCGUGACUUAGUUCACCUAAAACUCGGUGAUUUAGGCUAGACAGCAUCUUCAGAAACUCCUUCCUGGUAGAAAUCAGUCAAACAUCUACCAAAGGCUUUGAAAUUGGAAGCCAAUUUGGAGGUGUGGUAAUUAGCAGCAAUAGGAUGCUGCUUAGAUCCUUUCCGAGUGGAGGUUAGAGGUUAACCCCUCUGCUGCUUUCUCUUCACAGCUACUGUUUCCUGUCGGUGUUUUAGGAAAAGCAACGUGUUCCAGGUUUAUGCUGACUUCUGGGUGCUUCGGGUGUGCGGUUACCCUCUUGCGUGCGCGUCAGACGGGCUGCAAUUUAGGUGAAACUCAUUAGAGCUUGUAACGAGUCAAGCGGCGUGGUUCUGUGAGCGCAGAGCCUGCUCCGCCACGAGCUGUGCGUCCCGCCCGUCGCGUCGUAGAGUUGCGUGCUGCUGUUGUUUAAUUGUCGGCCGGUUUUCCCGAGCGUUCCACGCUGCGCGUACCCGGUACGUCUCGCAGCGGCCGUUUGCGUUACCCCCAGUGCUGUGGGAUCGAACGCUGUGCCGCCGCGGUGGUCGCUCACACGCUCGGCUGGGAGGAGGUGCGUGAGCGGCUGGCAAGGGGAGGCAGUCAGUCACAGCAAAGCCCUGAGAUCCUCGGUGCCAGGGAGUUUUCCGGCCUUCUCCCCCCGUUGCCCAGGCAUUUCACAUAUUCACAAUAAGAUCUUUAAUCAAGAACGGAGUUUCUGCCGUUGCAGGUCUGGUAAGAUGUCGGAUUUUCCCAGAAAGGGGCGUGUUCUGCUCGUGUGCUGGAGCCUCUGAGACCAGCGUGCCCUCCCUCUGCGAAAUCUGCAUUUCCCAAACGCCUUUAAUGAUCAGUCAGAGAGCAGAACUGCUCUGGGUCGUUCUGUGUUAAAGGAUUUGCUCUUCGGUGGCUUGUGGGGAUUGACUUGGUGACUUAGAGUUUCUAGAUGGGUGCAGGAGCUUAAACGUGUAGAACGGGUCCAAUUGCCACCGUCGGUAGCUGUAGUGGCCAAGCUGCGACCCAAGCAAGCAAACCUGGCACGCAGCUGAAGGCUGUAGAAGUUGCUUUUCAUGCUCGUAGUUGGUAGAGGGGCGGAAAAUCAGCACUGUUUAAAUGCUGGUACUGAAUGAUAUAGAACAAAGUACGAAUUGGGCACUUCUGUAAUGCUAACUGUGUCCAGAAAGACUAGUUCGCAGAACCUCAUACUGGUAUCUAAAAUGCACUUUAGGUUAUUUUAUCUUUAACCCAAUUGCUGCAAUUUCUUUUGUAUAUACUUUCACAAAGUUUAUUUUUGCUCUGAGUAAAAGUUAACAGGGGUGUGCAAAGAUGAGCACUUAACUUGGUGCAAUACUUGUAGCUAAAGAUCAUUGUCCCACGUGGUCGGUCUGUCUGUGUCUGUCUGAUGGAGCGUAUUUAGUGACUAGCUCGGUGACGUGUUGCCCUACCCUGCCUGUACCCGAGAGGAAUUAUGCAUCGUUAGCAAACGUCCGAUCUAUGCAAAUAUCCCACGGAGAGCACUGUGCUUUAGCGGGCCUUUUCUCUCACGCUUUCUGGGGAGCCGCUCGUCACUUCUGCAGGGAAUUCGUACCUUCCUCCCACCCCGUUCCUCGCCUCCUCCCUCCUCCUCCCCUCUCUCCUGUCCCACGAGCGUGAACAGAAGUGACAAGCCGUUCUGGAGCAGGCAUGUUGCACCUUUACAAUUUGUCUUCACGAGAUCGUUUUCGAUGUCCUCUUCUCUGCCUUACUUCGCGGAGGAUGGCGCUUCCGCAGUCAUCCCAGCUCCUGUUCGUGCAACUGCAGCAACGUUGUUGAACUGUUUACAGUACUCGUCCUGCACCGAUUAGAAACACGGCUCGGAGAACCAAUUAACGAGCGGCCUGCUGGUUGUGGAGCUGCUGGGGGAAAUUCGUUAGGGCGUAAUUGACCUUGAAGUUGAUUGGAGAUGAAGAGCUGUUGCUGGUGGGUGGGGGUUGGAAACACAGGUGGCAGCUGAAACGGGAGGCGGCCAGGGCCGGGACGCAGAGCAGACGGGACCUCGGUGUCGGGAUCCUUGUUUUGCUGGCCGGCUCUGUGACCUCGGGCAAGACACUUAACCUCUCCGCGCCUCAGUUUCCUCCCUGUAAAACGAGGACGUUGAAACUUUUCUCUGUAAAACGCGUUGAGAUCUACGAGUGGAAAGUCCUUUGCGGUAGUAAUGGGAGCUAGCUGGACAGAAUUGUGAGAGCCGAUUUGGACCGUAAGGCAAAAAAAAACAAACAAAAUAGCACGUCUUUAACAAACCCUACAAAUUUCUGAUCGUGUAGUUUUUAAUUGGUAAACUAUUUUCUCCUUACCCUAUUUUGGAAGCAACGUCAAGUUUUUAUAAAUGUUACCUGUAGUCGAUACUCAUGGACAGGGCUGAACUUUUAACUUUUUUGCGUCUUGUCUCGAUAUGUAUCCUCUGUUCUAGAAGUUGGAUUCUGUGUCUGCACUGAGAAAUGCAAAUUAAACUGGAUAUUUAUGUAGUAGUGUACAUAGUCUAAGUGUGUGUGUUCUUGGAACUAGUUUAAAAAUCCCACACCAUGCUUUUGGUGGUGUGCAAGCUGGCCAAAAUUUGGUUCGUUAUGCAGCGUACACUUUUCUCAAAUAAAUGCAGUUUCUACUUUUUCUUACAAGAAGUUUUUUUCAUACGAUCUUUUUCAGCAAAACCAAGGGUAUGUUUUUGCAGUACCGUAGCGACAGUAGCUGGUGUGUCUCGCCGCGUAGCUUUGUGUCCUUCCGCUUGCUUUUCGAACCAGAGCUCUCUGUCGGACCCUCGUUUUGGGGAGAGAGUUGCAGUUGCAGUUCUAUUUCGCACUGACUAGCGUCAGCGAGGCGGGCAGGGACGUGCUAACCUCAGGCCUGGCUGGUUACUGAAGUCGUCCUCGGCAUCGACAUCUGCAGAACCGUCAGACCAGGGAGCCCAGGGGAACCUUAGGCUAUUUACUGCUUUCGUUUUGUUUGACACGUACGGGGAGCUGGGCAACGGUCUUGGAGAUGAUAAAAGAAACGAACCCCAGUUUUUCGAGAGUGUGUUUAAGGUAUUAAAGGAAUUUAUUUAACUAUGAAACAUGGGAACAAAUGUGCUUACAUUGAGCAAUGUGAAGAUGUUAGUUACAGGUACAGUACUUCCAAAGGAAGAGCAUCUCCAAAACCCAAAAAAAAAAAAAAAGAGUAAAUAUGAAUUUGUAUUUUUUGAAGAAUGUAAAAUGUGAAAUAAUGGUGUUUGCUUAAUUGCUCAUUUUGUAUGAAGUUAAUAUUGUACUUUGAAAUAUCUACAAAGAAGUGGAAAUUAACUUUUUUUGGAAUUGAAAGCAAUAUUAAUACUAAUGGAAUCCUAAUUAAAUGCUUAUUUAAA
Cygnus atratus (black swan) is the source of this 8334-nucleotide messenger RNA. It is a transcript of the gene MTF1, whose product is annotated as metal regulatory transcription factor 1. The transcript has 11 exons. Bases 162 to 2345 code for a protein of 727 amino acids. Gene Ontology annotation, biological process: positive regulation of transcription by RNA polymerase II; central nervous system development. Gene Ontology annotation, cellular component: nucleus. The record is from RefSeq and is a predicted model, not a curated record. Gene Ontology annotation, molecular function: DNA-binding transcription activator activity, RNA polymerase II-specific; RNA polymerase II cis-regulatory region sequence-specific DNA binding. NCBI's taxonomy places the organism in Eukaryota, Metazoa, Chordata, Aves, Anseriformes, Anatidae.